Messenger RNA from Notechis scutatus (mainland tiger snake), 1463 nucleotides. RefSeq names its product interferon-inducible GTPase 5. Gene Ontology annotation, molecular function: GTPase activity; GTP binding. Gene Ontology annotation, cellular component: membrane. Lineage: Eukaryota; Metazoa; Chordata; Lepidosauria; Squamata; Elapidae. The record is from RefSeq and is a predicted model, not a curated record.
UCGGCAGGAGACUCGCCUGGCCUUCCCACGAACGAGUUCCUUCCAGGAGAGGGCAGCCGCGCCGCCGCGUAAAUAAAACUCCGGAGCCAAUUCAGACGAGCAAGUCAGAAGCAGGAAGCGCCCGCUCGAAAGCGGCAGCGACGAGAAAGCGCUUCGGCUCCCGAGUUCUCCGGCCACAGGCUUGGCUAUGGCAAUGCAGGAUCAAUUCAUACCAUCAAAUGAGGAGGAGGAUAUUUUCAAAGACUAUGAUGUCAUCACCAAUGAAGAUAUUGAACAGAUUAAGGAUGCUCUUGAAGAAGGGAGAAUGGACAAAGCCAUUUCCAAGAUUAUGGAAAACCUUCAAGCCCUGGAGGACAUCUGUUUGAACAUAGCAGUAACGGGAGAAUCCGGCUCAGGGAAGUCCUCCUUCGUCAAUGCCAUCCGAGGGCUAGGAGAUGAGGAAACUGGUUCUGCUCCCACUGGAGUAGUGGAGACCACAGAGAAGCCCACACCUUACCCACAUCCCAAGCACCCCAAUGUCACCCUGUGGGAUCUACCUGGAAUUGGUACACCAACAUUCCGCGCCAGCACUUACUUGAAGCAGGUUCAAUUCUCCCGCUAUGACUUCUUCAUCCUCAUUGCCUCAGAACGCUUCAAGGCCAGCCACGUCCAGCUGGCACAGGAAAUCUGUCACCUGGGGAAACAAUUCUAUUUUGUGCGCUCCAAAGUGGAUUUAGAGCUGGAGGCCAGCAGAAAACGACGACCACAAACUUACAAUGAGGAGGCGAUACUGGGACAGAUGCGAGAAAACUGCCAGAAGUGCUUAAGGGCUGAGAAUAUGCACAAUUCCAGAGUGUUCCUUCUCUCCAACUGGGAGAUAAAGAAAUAUGACUUCGAGAUGCUGGAGGAAACCUUGGAGAAGGAAUUGCCAAGCCAUAAGAGACAUGCUUUUCUCCUGGCCCUGCCAAACAUCUCUCUAGCCAUCCUGCAGAAAAAGAAGUUGGCUUUACAGAGAGAGAUCUGGAAGCUGUCUAUUGUCUCCGCUGGAGCGGCUGCUAUCCCUAUUCCAGGCGUUGGGGUAAUCUGUGAUGUAACCAUCCUGAUCAAAUACCUCACAAAAUACCGCAACAGUUUUGGUCUGGAUGAGGAAUCUCUUGCCAGGUUGGCUAAGAAGGCCAACAAACCCGUGGAGGAGAUCAAAGAGGUAAUAAAGUCACCGCUAGCUAAAGAGAUCUCCAGAGAUUUAGUUCUGAAGCUGCUCACCAAAGCUGGUGGUGGGGCACUCAUGUUUAUGGAGUACUUCGUCAGCACAAUACCCAUCUUUGGUUCCGUGGCAGCUGGAGGGAUCUCAUUUGGCACCACCUACUACAUGCUCAAGAGCUGCCUGGAUGAGGUGUCCCACGAUGCCCAAAGUGUUUUCAUCAAGGCUUAUGAAUCUGAGGUCUGAAGGAAUUUAGAUUGGGAAUGAUUGGGAGUGAUUAGGA